Messenger RNA from Acanthosepion pharaonis, 2829 nucleotides. NCBI's taxonomy places the organism in Eukaryota, Metazoa, Mollusca, Cephalopoda, Sepiida, Sepiidae. The record is from the annotation of a GenBank genome assembly.
AUGUCAGAUGACCUAAUCACCCAAUCCAGGUCAGAUGACCUAAUCACCCAAUCCGUGUCAGAUGACCUAAUCACCCAAUCCGUGUCAGAUGACCUAAUCACCCAAUCCAGUGCUUUCAUAUCUAUCUAUGCAUCCAUCUAUACCUCUUCAUAUCUAUCUAUCUAUCUAUCUAUUUAUACCUCUUCAUAUCUAUUUAUACCUCAUAUCUAUCUACACCCCUUCAUAUCUAUCUAUCUAUCUGUUUCCAUCUAUCUACACCUUUCAUAUCUAUCUAUCUAUACUUUCUUCAUAUCUAUCUAUCUAUACCUCUUCAUAUCUAUCUAUCUAUCUACACCUCUUCACAUCUAUCUAUCCAUCUAUACCUUUCUCUUCCAUCUCACAUCUAUCUAUCUAUCUUCAUAUCUAUCUAUCUAUCUACCUCUUCAUAUCUAUCUAUCUAUACCUCAUUCUAUCUAUCUAUUCAUAUCUAUCUACCCCUUCAUAUCUAUCUAUCUAUCUAUCUAUCUAUACCUCUUCAUAUCUAUCUAUCUAUCCUCUUCUAUCUAUCUAUCUAUCCACACUUCAUAUCUAUCUAUCUAUCUAUAUACCUCUUCAUAUCCAUCUAUCUAUCUAUCUAUCUAUCAUCUAUCUAUCUAUCUAUCUAUCUAUCUCUUCACAUCUAUCUAUCUAUCUUCAUAUCUAUCUAUCCAUCUAUCUACACCUCUUCAUAUCUAUCUAUCUAUCUAUCUACACCUCUUCAUAUCUAUCUAUCUAUCUAUCUAUCCUCUUCAUAUCUAUCUAUCUAUCUAUCACCCUCUUCAUCAUUCAUCUAUCUAUCUACACCCUUCAUAUCCUAUCUUUCAUAUCUAUCUAUCUAUCUAUCUAUCUAUCUAUACCUAUCUAUCUAUCUACACCUCUUCAUCUAUCUAUCUAUCUAUCCCUUCAUAUCCAUCUAUCUAUACCUCUUCAUAUCUAUCUAUCUAUCCAUACCUCUUCUAUCCAUCCAUAUCUAUCUAUCUAUCUAUCUAUCUCUUCAUCUAUCUAUCUAUCUACACCUCUUCAUCUAUCUAUCUAUAUCUAUCUAUCUACCUCUUCAUAUCUAUCUAUCUACAUCUCUUCCAUCUAUCUAUCUAUCUAUCUACACCUCUUCCAUCCAUCUAUCUAUCUAUACCUCUUCACAUCUCCAUCUAUCUAUCCACACCUCUUCAUAUCCAUAUCUAUCAUAUCUCAUACCUCUUCACAUCUAUCAUCUAUCUAUCUAUCUAUCUAUCUACACCUCUUCAUAUCUAUCUAUCUAUUCACCUAUCUAUCUAUCUACACCUCUUGUAUCUAUCUAUCUAUCCAUCUACACCUCUUCAUAUCUAUCUAUCUAUCUACCCCUUCAUAUCUAUCUAUCUCUUCAUAUCUAUCUAUCUACCCCCUUCAUAUCUAUCUAUCUAUACCUCUUCAUAUCUAUCUAUCUAUCUAUCUACACCUAUCUAUCUAUCUAUCUAUCCUCUUCAUAUCUAUCUAUCUAUCUACCUCUUCAUAUCUAUCUAUCUAUCUAUCACCUCUUCUUCUUCUAUCUAUCUAUACUUCAUAUCUCUUCUAUCUAUCUCUUCAUAUCUCUAUCUAUCUAUCACCCCCUUCAUAUCUAUCUAUCUAUACCUCUUCAUAUCUAUCUAUCUAUACCUCUUCAUAUCUAUCUAUACCUCUUCAUAUCUAUCUAUCUAUACCUCUUCAUAUCUAUCUAUCUAUCUACACCUCUUCAUAUCUAUCUAUCUAUACCUCAUAUCUAUCUACACCUCUUCAUAUCUAUCUACACCUCUUCAUAUCUAUCUACACCUCUUCAUAUCUAUCUACACCUCUUCAUAUCUAUCUAUCUAUAUAUCUAUCUAUCUAUCACGCUUUCAUAUCUAUCUAUCUAUCUAUACCUCUUCAUAUCUAUCUAUCUAUACCUCUUCAUAUAUAUCUAUCUAUCUAUCAAUCUAUCUAUACCUCUUCAUAUCUAUCUAUCUAUCAAUCUAUCUAUCUAUACCUCUUCAUAUCUAUUUAUCUAUCUAUCUAUACCUCUUCAUAUCUAUCUAUCUUUAUACCUAUCUAUCUAUCUAUCUAUCUAUACCUCUUCAUAUCUAUCUAUCUAUACCUCUUCAUAUCUAUCUAUGUAUACCUCUUCCUAUCUAUCUAUCUAUCUAUACCUCUUCAUAUCUAUCUAUCUAUUUAUCUAUCUACCUACGUAUGCAUCUAUCUAAGACUGUUUAUAUCUAUCUCAAUGUUUCUAUAUCUGAGUUUCUAUCUAUUCAUCUAUUCACAAUGUUUCCAUAUCUAUGUAUCUAUCUAUCUAUCUCAGCCUGUUUAUAUGUAUCUCAGUGUUUUCAUCUCUAUCUAUCAGUAUUUCUAUCUAUGCAUCUAUCUAUAUAUCUAUCUGUCAUAGUGUUUCCAUAUCUAUCUGUCAUAGUCUUUCCAUAUCUAUCUAUCUAUCAGUGUUUCCAUAUCUAUCUAUCACAGUGUUUCCAUAUCUAUCUAUUUAUCUAUCUAUCUAUCACAGUGUUUCCAUAUCUAUCUAUCUAUCUAUCUAUCUAUCACAGUGUUUCCAUAUCUAUCUAUCUAUCUAUCUAUCUAUCACAGUGUUUCCAUAUCUAUCUAUCUAUCUAUCUAUCUAUCACAGUGUUUUCAAAUCUAUCUAUCUACUAUGGUGUUUCCAUAUCUAUCUAUUUAUCUAUCUAUAUAUCUCAGCCUGUUUAUAUCUAUCUCACUGUUUUCAUAUCUAUCUAUCAGUGUUUCUAUAUAUAUCUGUGUUUCUAUCUAUCCAUCUAUCACUGUGAUUUCAUAUCUAUCUAUCUAUCUAUCUAUCUAUCUAUUACAUCUUAA